Messenger RNA from Rodentolepis nana, 1374 nucleotides. The record is from the annotation of a GenBank genome assembly. NCBI's taxonomy places the organism in Eukaryota, Metazoa, Platyhelminthes, Cestoda, Cyclophyllidea, Hymenolepididae.
AUGAGACGAAAAGUAGUUCCAGAGAAGAUUAGCUCAACGUCCGAUGGUGCUGAAUCAACUUUGAUCAGCGGAACUGAAGGUGUAUCGAAUCCUGCAGAGCCAGAGCCUUCCGAAGUACAUCAAAAUGAGCUCUUUGAAGAAAAUCCAGAUGAAGAAGAUGUUUAUGCUUUUGUAGAUGAAGAUGAAGAUGAGGCUAAUCCUCAUGGUGUAGAGGAGGUGGUCGGGGUGGAAGAGGUGGAAGAGGUGGAAGAGGUGGAAGAAGUGGAAGAAGUGGAAGAAAAUCCAGUGGUGCAAAGAAGAAAUUCGGCAAGAAUUUCGAAAUUGUCUGAGACACAGACAAGUCAAGACGUCUCUUCCAAAGGGCCUCAAAAUAAUCAAUCUGCUGGUGUUGGCCGUGGUCGUGGACGCAGAUUCAAAAAGACAGCAUCAAAAAGGCCAAUACAAACUCCUACCAGUACAUCAAAUAAAGCGCAGAGAACUCCACUUCGGGUGAGCAAUACAAAUAAAUGGAAAGCGCCCAAUAAAACCCCACAUUUAAAACACGAAAAGGAGAAUGCAGAUAAGAAGAAGAAGAGAAGAAACCGCAAAAAAAGACCCGAUCCUCCCAAUAACUUGAUUUUUGCCGGAAAUUCAAUGAAAAGCCCACUUUUACCGCACAUCAAGUCUCUACUCAAUGGCACCAGAGGAUUAGUGGUGGUAAAGAAGGGUGAAUUCACUGUCAAGCGCAUGCCCAAGGAGUCCUUUGCCUUAAUGGUGAACCGUUUAUCCAAAUCCAAAUUCGAACUCAAAUCGGCCAAUUUGCAGACGCCUGUUGGUCUCUAUAGUACAACCUUGAUGUUGAAAGAAACGACAGUGCCUAUGAGGACUGGUGCGACAAAUGCUGCAAAUAUGAAUAAGCCCAGGAGUAGUGAUUCAUCCGUGAAAAGACUCAGAUCCGCUGAAAGUGGAAUCUCGAAUUCUCAGACUCCAACAAGAUCCAAGGUCCCAGCAAAGACCAAAACCCCAUCAAGGCCUAAUACCCCUUCAAGAAGUAAAACCCCAUCAAAGCCUAUUACCCCUACUAGAUCUAAAACCCCAUCAAAGCCCAAUACCCCUUCAAGGUCAAAAACUCCUGCAAAGUCUAAUACCCCUUCAGGGUCUAAGACUGCGGCAAGAUCUCAGACUCCAGCAAAAUCCAAAACUCCAGCAAGAUCUAAAACACCAACAAAGUCUAAUACCCCAGUAAGGUCUAAAACUGCAGGAAAGUCCAAACCCUCACUCCAAUCGCGUAAAUCUAAUCAAGGUUUCAAAGCCCCUGGUAAACAAAGAAGAACGCUAAACAGGGGAAAUAGAAGAUCCACAAGAAGUAGAAGCAAUAGUACCAGAACAGCUUAG